Notolabrus celidotus (New Zealand spotty) is the source of this 2174-nucleotide messenger RNA. RefSeq names its product pyruvate kinase PKM-like. The coding region runs from base 135 to 1727 and encodes 530 amino acids. Gene Ontology annotation, cellular component: cytoplasm. The record is from RefSeq and is a predicted model, not a curated record. Gene Ontology annotation, molecular function: pyruvate kinase activity; magnesium ion binding; potassium ion binding. The transcript is spliced from 12 exons. Gene Ontology annotation, biological process: glycolytic process. NCBI's taxonomy places the organism in Eukaryota, Metazoa, Chordata, Actinopteri, Labriformes, Labridae.
AACACUCGCAGCGGCAAAGAAAGAAGUCCCGGUUCGUGAGGAGGAUAAAAACUGUCACUCGAGCUACAGUGGCGGCGUCUUGGUCCAAGCAAAGUUCACCCAGUCGGACAUUUCCUGCAGACAGAGAUCCAAUCAUGUCGAAGACAAAGGAUAUGGGUUCUUCCAUCAUCCACACCCAGCAGAUGCAUGCUGCUAUGGCGGACACCUUCAUUGAGCACAUGUGCUUGUUGGACAUUGACUCUGAACCUGCUGUGUCUCGCAACACUGGGAUCAUCUGCACGAUCGGACCUGCCUCCCGCUCUGUGGACAUGGGCAAGGAAAUGAUCAAGGCUGGGAUGAACAUUGCAAGAAUGAACUUCUCUCAUGGCACACAUGAAUAUCACGCUGAAACCAUCAAGAACAUCCGUGAUGCAACUGAGAGCUUUGUGCCAGGAUCUGCUGACUACAGACCAGUGGCCAUCGCUCUGGACACCAAGGGACCAGAAAUCAGGACCGGUCUUAUCAAGGGCAGUGCUACUGCUGAGGUUGAGCUCAAGAAGGGUGAAACCAUCAAGCUCACAUUUGAUGACCAAUUCAUGGAAAAGUGUGAUGAGAAAGUUCUGUGGCUCGACUAUAAGAACAUCACCAAGGUUGUGCAGGCCGGAUGUCAUGUCUACAUUGACGACGGUCUGAUUUCUCUGAAGGUCAAAGAUAUCGGCAACGACUUCUUGAUGUGUGAAAUUGAGAAUGGUGGUAUGCUGGGCAGCAAGAAAGGUGUCAACCUGCCCGGAGCUGCCGUCGACCUGCCCGCUGUGUCUGAGAAGGACAUUCAGGACCUGCAGUUCGGUGUGGAGCAGGGUGUUGACAUGGUCUUUGCCUCCUUUAUCCGCAAGGCUGCUGAUGUACAGGCUGUGAGGAAAGUUCUUGGCGAGAAGGGCAAGGACAUCAAGAUCAUCAGCAAGCUUGAGAACCACGAGGGUGUGCGCAGAUUCGAUGAGAUCCUGGAGGCCAGUGAUGGCAUCAUGGUUGCACGUGGAGACCUGGGUAUUGAAAUCCCAACAGAGAAGGUCUUCAUUGCUCAGAAGAUGAUGACUGGCAAGUGCACCAGGAUUGGCAAGCCCAUCAUCUGCGCCACACAGAUGCUGGAGAGCAUGACCAAGAAGCCCCGCCCUACUCGUGCUGAGGCCAGUGAUGUCGCCAACGCUGUUCUGGACGGCAACGACUGCAUCAUGCUGAGUGGUGAGACCGCUAAGGGAGAAUACCCCUUGGAGGCCGUGCGCACACAGCACAUGAUUGCCCGUGAGGCCGAGGCAGCCAUGUUCCACAGGCAGAUGUUCGAGGAGCUCCGUCGCACCUCUCACCUGACCCGUGACCCCACAGAGACCAUUGCUAUGGGUGCAGUUGAAGCUUCCUUCAAAUGCUGCGCAAGUGCCAUCAUUGUGCUCACCAAGUCUGGAAGGUCCGCUCACAUGCUGUCAAGGUACAGGCCCCGUGCCCCCAUCAUUGCUGUUACCCGCUGUGGCCAGACCGCCCGCCAGGCCCACCUGUACCGCGGUGUGUACCCUGUGCUCUACACUAAGGCUGCCAACGACGUCUGGGCCGAGGAUGUUGAUCUGCGUGUGAAUUUUGCCAUGGAAGUUGGCAAGCACCGCAAAUUCUUCAAGUCUGGUGAUGUGGCCCUUGUUGUCACCGGCUGGCGCCCCGGUUCCGGUUACACCAACACCGUGAGAGUUGUGCUGGUGCCUUGAACAUCAUCCGAGGACAUUAGUAACCACUCCUCUUCCCUCUCCAUGUAACCUCUACCCUCUGUGUCGGACUUUUCAUUUCUCAACAGAAUCACAAAAACAAGCUGCUCCUUCAAAGUACCUUUUAAUGUGUUGUCCAAAAACAGUAACUCCCUGAAUUGUAAUCCAUAUUUAUUGAUUUAUUGUCCAAAACCUGCUGCCGAAGAUUGUACUCAGACCCUCUUAAUGGAAACUCUUCCUCAUGUUUGUGCCGACCGUUCAGUUGACUGAGUAAGAUUCAGUUUUAUUUUGCAUGCACUGUGAACUCAACUACCAGUACACGCGGUGUCAUUUCCAUGGAGUUUGGUUCUUUGAUUGCCAAGAGUUACACACACAUACUGUAUGUAGUGUACUUGUUUUCCAGUGUAUUGUGUUGAACUAAAAGUUGGCAAAAGUGUCACUGUCUGGUGA